UUUGUAUUUUAGCACGCGAGCUACUUCUCCUUCUGUUUGUUCCAGGUGCGGUGACGUCAGCCGAGAUGAUGGACGCUCUGUCGGUGGUGAGUCAGCUGAGGGAUCUGGCCUCGGAACCGCAGAACCGAGAGGUGAUAGUCCAGGACCAGGGCUGCCUCCCUGGGCUGGUUCUCUUCCUGGACCACCAGAACCCAGACGUGCUGUUUGCAACUCUGCAGACGCUCCGUUAUCUGGCCGAGCUGCCUCCCAACAUCCCCACUAUGAAGAAUGAACUGGGAAUGAUGGUGAGCUUGGAGAAUCUGAUGGCGAGAGAGGGUCUGUCUGUGGACAUCACCGCUUUGGCUCAGGAGGUCUACGACAUCCUGAACGCUCCCGCUAAUCCUCCGCCUCGUUCACCCGAGAGGCAGAGGAGGAAGAAGUCCCAGUUCUUCAUCAACUCCACCAAUAAGAAGGCCAAGUCCAUCACGCUGCACAUCCGAGGCCUGGACAGCUCCGACCAACGGGGUUUGUGUGAGGAGGCUCUGCUGAAGGUCAGAGGCGUGAUCAGCUUCACCUUCCAGAUGGCCUCCAAGAGAUGCACGGUCCGGAUCCGCUCAGACCUUCCUACAGAGAGUUUGGCGACGGCCAUCGCUGCCACGAAGGUUCUGUCGGCCCAGCAGGUGGUGAAGAACGAGGCCGGAGAGGAGGUCUACGUCCCUCUGAACCCGUCCGAACUGGAGGUGCCCCAGAACUCGGCUCUGCCCGACUACCUCCCAGAGGAAGAGGACGAGAGUCCGGAGAAGAAGGCCGACCGGGCCAUCUCCAGAACCACAGCCAAGGAGGACUCCAGUGGGAGCUGGCUCAACGCCGCUGCUGGUUUCCUCACCAAGACCUUCUACUGGUGAACUGGACCUGGUGCUGCUCUUAGACUGUUUGACUACGGGUCCAUGUUGACCCGGUUUCAGGGGCUCCAGAUGUGCUGAAACACUGAAUAGAGACCGGUUCUGGUCGCUUCCUGUCUUCUCAUGUAAAUAUUUUCUCCUCAGUCUUCCCAAACUGGACUUUUUCUCCUGACAUGUAAAAAAAACAAGAUCUUUACUACGUUUCUGUAUUAACUGAAAAGCAUUUUCCAUCAUCGUCUGUUUGUUGGUUUACGCUGAAAUAAAUGUACGAAACAUCUACAAACGUGUUUCACAAGAA
Molecule: messenger RNA, 1179 nt
Organism: Stegastes partitus (bicolor damselfish)
Lineage: Eukaryota; Metazoa; Chordata; Actinopteri; Pomacentridae
Gene: armc1l
Product: armadillo repeat containing 1, like
Exons: 7
Coding region: 66-884 (272 amino acids)
Molecular function (GO): protein binding; metal ion binding
Source: RefSeq, a predicted model, not a curated record